GCUGCAUCUGUGGAUUCCCUGGUGGAUGAGUUCCCGACCCUGGGAGACUCCAUGCUGGGUCGCAAGCCCCCUGGCUACUUUAGCUACAGCAGCAGCACACAGUCCUAUACUGAGAGUGAUACGGCCAGUAUCACGUCAGAGGGCAGUGUAUCAAGUGGUGCCAAGCCAAAGGCAGGAGGAGCAGCAGCAGCAGCUUCUACAGCUCGUCGCAGUGUUGCCAGUUCACUAGCAGCACAGUUUCCAGAGUUUGCACCCGUGGAGCAAGGCAUUGGUCGGGGCUUGCCAGUGGCCGGACCAAGCACUGUGCAGGUUCCGGGGAGCAACUCCGCUUUCCGAGUGCCGAGACAGCCCCGCACCGAGCCAGCCUACAUCAAGAUCCGGAAGCCAUCGGACGACUCUGUUGGUGGCAAAGGCAUGGGAAGAGGCAACUUUUGAAAACUUCCAACAACCAUUCCUGCCUACGUGCCUUAUGUUCAUGACAAACUGUGAUUGAACUCUUGACACUGUGGCGAGCGCGCCACAUUUUUUUUUUAAAAACUACCCUAGGCAUUUGUUUGUUUUUAUUCUUGUCAAAAGUGUUGACCUUCUGUGUUGUGUGAAAUAAAUGUCCCAGUUUUUAGGUUUC
Molecule: messenger RNA, 625 nt
Organism: Rhipicephalus sanguineus (brown dog tick)
Lineage: Eukaryota; Metazoa; Arthropoda; Arachnida; Ixodida; Ixodidae
Exons: 3
Coding region: 52-435 (127 amino acids)
Source: RefSeq, a predicted model, not a curated record